Seminavis robusta is the source of this 5274-nucleotide messenger RNA. The record is from the annotation of a GenBank genome assembly. Lineage: Eukaryota; Bacillariophyta; Bacillariophyceae; Naviculales; Naviculaceae.
AUGAAGUACUUUAGGACCAUCGUCGAAGCCCUCAACCACCAUGCCUUGGAAUCACCUGAAAAGAUUGUGUUCACAUGGGUCGACAUCAAGUGCAAAGAACAGAACAAGAUCACAUUCAAGCAACUGGAGGACCAAUCCAAUGCUGUAGCUGCUCGUCUGCUCAAGCUUGGAUGCAAAAAAGGAGACCGUGUCAUGAUUGCCUAUCCCUUUGGCCUCGAGUUCUUGGCUGGUAUGUUUGGAGCCAUGAAGAUUGGAGUCAUCCCCUGCUCUAUCUAUCCACCCAAUCCCAAUCAGCUCAAAACAGAUAUGCCAAAGUUCCGCAGAUUGGCGGAGGAUGCCGGAGCCAAGUAUGCCCUAUCCACCAGUGCCUUUGCCACUGCCAUGACCGCAGCCAGCAUCCUCUACAAGACUGGUGUUACUUGGAUUGGAACUGAUAAACUCUUCAUCAAGAAGAGCAACACAAACAAGCCUAAACAGUACGAGAGAUUUGUGGGCGAGCCAGGAGGCAUUUGUUUCAUCCAGUACACCUCUGGCAGUACUGGACGCCCCAAAGGAGUCAUGAUCAGUCACAACAACCUCGUGGAAGACAUUUGGGCCAUUUCACGAGUAUUAGGCACAAACGCUGUGGGAGCCUUGUGGCUACCGCAAUAUCACGACAUGGGACUUGUGUCGGGAUUUAUGAGUGCUAUCUAUGCCGGAGUUCAUGUCAUCAUGGCAUCACCUAUCGACUUUAUCAUGAGGCCACUGCUGUGGACUGAUAUGGUAGAGAUCUACCAAGCCACUCAUACUUCUGCUCCCAACUUUGCCUAUGCAUUGCUACUGAAACGGUUGAAACAGGCCAACAGAAAAGCCAACUGGAGUCAUGUCACACAUGCUAUGUUUGCUGCGGAACCCACCCAGAGACAUGUAGUGGAGGAGUUGGCACAAACCCUUUCUAUCAGACGAGAACAUGUGUACAACCUCUAUGGCCUGGCCGAGGCUGUUGUGUUUCUCACAGGAGGACCUGCCUACCCGGAUACCAGUGGGGUUGUUUGCUGUGGUCCAGCAGACUCCCCAUCUGUCAAGCUUCGAAUUGUCCAGGAUGGAAAGGAGAUUGAAGAAGGGCAAGUUGGGACCAUCUGGGUCCAGUCACCUGUGUGCUCUGACACUGGUGAUUUGGGGAGAGUUGUGGAUGGGCAGCUCUAUGUCACUGGAAGAAGCAAAGAUCUUAUCAUCAUCAAUGGAAAGAACCACUAUCCAACAGACGUGGAGCUGUCCAUUGAUGAAACUUUUGGAGAUGUGAUCCGCCCAGGAAGAACCAGUGCUUUCCAGCAUGGUGAUGCAAGUGUUGGUAUUACUGUGGAGGGCCGAAAGGUUUACAAGUCAGAAAUGAAGACUUGGCUGUUCAAAUUGCCAACCAUGUAUCCCAGGUCCAGGCUGUUUGCCUCAGAGGUAGUGGUCCUAAAAUUGGGUGUGACACCAAAAACCACCUCUGGCAAGCUGAAGCGAAGUGAGAUUAGGCUGACAACGAUUGCUGGUGACUGGAAAGAAUCUUCCAUACUACUUCAAUUCAAGAGGCAGGAAUCUCUUACUCCUCUACAAAAGAGUCAACGUCCCUCAUUCCUUGAGAGAAGCUUUUCAAUGCGUGGCUUUGGAAGUAAUGAGUUUUAUUUGAAUGAAGAAACUGAACAUGAAAUCAUGAAACAAUCAAUGAGUACUGCUAACUGGAUGUUUGAGGAGCUUCCUGAUAUUGACCUUCACCAAACAAAUACCCUCCCCAGCAAAGCUGUGGAAGCUGUUCAUGCUGUAGAGUGCAACCCUAACAAGCUGGAGGAGUACUUCUCUGAGCUUCAUCUUUCUGGGGUCUCUGGCAUUUACGAGGCUUGGUCAAAGGCAACCAAGACCACAGCUGCUAUGCAAGCCAUGUGCUCACAAAUAUUGAAGCAUCUUGAAGACAAGCACCCAACCAUCUGCCAGCUUGCCAAGACUCUCAGUGAGAAUCCGGACUGGAUUCUGAUAGACAACAGGACAGAUUUCCUUUUGCAGCUGGUGCACCAAAUCUUUGUCCUUCAAUGGGUGACAACCUUCAUGAUGGAUAAUGCGGAGUGCAUGCAACAGAAGUUGCAUAACGAUGCUGAAUGGGAUGCCAUGAGCAAGAAUAGACUGCCAGUUCCUUUGGAGCUACAAGAGAUGCUUGACCUUCCAGAACAAGACCCUCUUUAUGGGAACUUGCCUUUCUUUGGUUGGAUAAAGAACAGAUCAGCAGGUGCACUUUUGAGGCUGAUGCAGAAGUGUUCGGAAUCUCCUGAAGGUCCAACUGUCGAGUCACAACAUGAAAGGAUGAACAAACUCCUGUGUUUGAAUUUGUUAGAGGCUGUUUGGCUUGAACAGAGCAAUGGGCUCAAGGCCAAUUCGGAAGUUGGGAGGCUACUAGCUUCGUAUCCUUGGCUGACAUCAAGGACCCAAUCUAUGAUGCCUUUUCUUGAGCCCCCAAGCAGUACCUGGAAUGAUCUCUACAUUGCUUGGAACAUGCAUUUUGUUUCCUGGAGCGGAGAUAAGGACUCUUCCACCUGGAUGGCAUCCAAAUUGCUGCUACCCUGCAUCAUUGGAGAUGUCAAUGCUGGUUUCUUGCAUGCUAGGGCAACAAGCUUGUACCUGGUUGUACAGACCAUAGGAAGGAAAACCAUGUCUCCAAAGUAUUACACCGAAUCAGUUUUGUCAAGAAAUGCACUUGAGGAUUUUGGACUGCUGAACCUUUCUUGGGCUCAAAAACUUGGAUACACCCACCCAGCACUGCGAAAUGACAAAAUAAUGGCACUCAAUGAAGAAGAUUGGUUCCCCCAGUUUGACCAAUGGGGAAGAGAAUACCUGGAGACCCAGGCAAUCAACCCAAACUCUGAUAUCAAGGCUUCUAUAGCCAGUGCUAUAGCUACAGACCCAAAUGACUUCUCCAUCAGAUAUGCCAAUGUAAUCAAAUCUGUCUUGGGUUCUGAAGUGGACACAUCAAAAACAUGGGCUGAGAAUGGACUCACAUCUCUCAAGAGUGCCGAGCUGAGGAACAUGGUCGAGGAACAGUUGCAUGUGGUGCUCCCCACCAACUUUGAGCACCUCUACCCAACACUGAGUGAACUUUCAGUUUUCUUGAAAGCUUCAGAGAGCAAACGCUUCCCCAAGCAAGAUACAGAUGAUCACCCUGACUUCCUCUGGAACUCAGAAAUAUCAAAGCUCAGCAAGCUACAGCUAGGAGCAUUCCAAACCCUAGGCUCCAUUGUGAUCCUUUUCUCGAUCAUGAGCUCAUUGGUUCCAUCCGGCUUCCUUGUUUCCUGGGUAAUGGACAAAUGUGGGUCAUCUCAAGUUGGAGGCUGCAACGGUCCCAUUUUGUGGGUGUUGUUGCCCAUGGCCUUUCCCUUAUUCCUUCUGUCACUGUCAGUGAUUGUAGUACUCUUCAAGUUUGCUGUUGUCGGGAGGUAUCAACCAAGACAAAUUGAUCUUUUGUCAUGGGAUUAUCUACAAUGGUGGUUCAUUGACAGGCUCAUGGAGGUCUGGGAAUCAAUCGCAGGCAAGUUCCUCAAAGAAACAAAGUACAUAUGGCUUUUCUACCGGCUCCUUGGAGCAGAUCUUGCAUGGACUGCAAAGAUUAAUUCCUACAUUCGUGAAUUUGAUCUUGUCAGAGUAGAGUGCAGUGCCACUAUUGGAUAUCCCAUCAAGUGCAGGAAAUUCUCUCAAUCAGAAGAAUCAAACCCCAAAAUCACCUUCCGCCCCAUCGUGGUUGGAAAGCAUAGUAAGGUGUCUGGCAUGAUCAGCCCUGGAGUCAAGAUUGGAGAGGGAAGCAAAGUGGAGAAGCUAUCAGUUGUUGAAGAGGGGGCCUUGGUGCCGGCUCAUGUCCUUGCCAAAGGCAACCCAGCAUGCAAUGCAGGCUCAUUCGAACAUCAAGAAACGAGCUCUUUUGAAGAGUCUAUGUUGGAUGUCUUCAAGAUUGCUUGGACAAUCCUUGAAGCAUACCAUUUCUUUGCACUGUCAUAUCUCGUCCAUAUGAUACUCAACAAACUCCUGCCCGCCUGGCGCUAUGCUACUAUCCUCCAUUGGUUCUUACUUGUUCCUGCCACUUCAUUUCUUGCCGUCCUCACCAGCAUUCCUCUCAAAUGGUUUUUGAUUGGGAAACGCAAUGCAUCAGAUGGAUAUGGAGGUUCACUCUGGAAACAAGCAUCCAAUUGGGCAUGUGACUUUCACUUCCAAACAGCUUCGUGGACUCUGAUUCCUUUCAUUGGGCAGUCCAAGGUCUGGCACUUAAUCCUUUUCCUCCAUGGCCUUGAUGUUGAUAUGAUAUCUACCCUCAGUCACCCAUACACAAUCUUCUUCCCCUCCAAGGUAGAUUUUGUGAAGAUUCGGGCUUCUUUUUUCCCUACCAGCACUCUUGACCUCAGCACAAAAGCAGACUCUAAGAUUGAAAUCAUCGACAGCAGUAUUGGGUACAAUUCCAAUCUUCAUGCAGGAGUCAAGAUUAUCAAAUCCAAAAUCCCACCAAGGUCCAAUGUUUCUGAUAGUGUCUACAAUUUGAAUCAUUCGGACAAUUCAGAGAAGCUCAGCAGUUCUAACUUGCUUCUUCCAGAGUUAGGACAGCAACUGUUGAAUGUGGUUCUUUUCUUCAGCAUUGUUCCUGCCUAUGAGAUUGGUCUUGCUGCCACAAAGGCUUCCUCCUUGGGCAUUGGUGCAUUUGGUUUGGCAGUUGCUUUUACUCUGCAACUCUUUGUUUGGAUUCUGUUGACCCAAGCGGUCGAGAAGAUCUUAUUGAGUCUUCCACACGCUGCUCAGCAGAUUUUCUUUGGUAUCUACAUCAACCAUGUAAGACAAUUUCAAGCUGCAAAUUGGCUUGUAAUGGUUCUCUGCGGCACACCCAUGUUUGCCUACUUUGCACGAUUCCUGGGGGCUGAGGUGGACGGUGACCUCUGGUAUUUUGGAAAUUCUCUGUAUGAGUAUGGCAAACUCCACUUCCAAGGUUGCACCAUUGUUGACAGUGCCCAUGUGGCUGGACACUACUUUGAUGGCAAUGGCCUUACCAUAGAUGACACCUAUGUGUCUGGAUUGUUGCAUCCGGGUUGCUAUGCCUCAGCUGGGGCAAGAGUAUCUGCUGCCGAGCAUGGUCCAUGGAAGCUCUUCUUAAGAAAUGAUAUGGGUGCCCAGGAUUCAAAAUGUUCCUUGAGCGAUGUGGAGAGUGCUGAGGGGAGUACAGGCAAUCUGAUUGAAACUCAGCAUGGCGACUCUAUCCAUCAGAUACCACCUGAGUUUGAAGUGUAG